AUGACUACACAUCGCGCUGCCAUCCUGCCACAGCUGGGAGGUCCCUUGACUGUCGUGGACCGUGCCACCCCGGAACCUGGCCCCAAUGAGAUCCUGAUUGAAGUCAAGGCCAUCGCUUUAAAUCCCGUCGAUUAUAGUCAGCGUGACUCCGGUUUCCCUCCUGUACCUAGCUAUCCUGCCGUCCUUGGAUCUGAUACCUCGGGCCUCGUUGCAAAAGUUGGCGCCAAUGUCUCUAGUGUCUUUACGCCAGGCACCCGAGUAAUCGCACUCGCCUCGUCCUUCUACCAGAAUGGCUCGCCAGACCACGGUGCCUUCCAGGAGUAUGCUCUGGCACAGUCUGAAGGUGUGACUUUGCUGCCAGAUCAUGUCUCUUUCGAAGAGGGUGCUGUACUUCCCUUGGCUGUCCUGACCAGCCUGACUGCCUGGACGACAAUCGGCAUUUCGCUCGAUACCAAAUAUGCCCCGCAGGACAAGCAGGCGGUCUUGAUUUGGGGAGGAGCCAGCAGUGUUGGCACGUUGGCUAUUCAAUCGGCCAAAUCGCUCGGUUUUACCGUUUAUGCUACCGCCAGUCCUCAGCAUCAUGAUUACCUCAAGAAGCUCGGUGCGCACGCGGUAUUCGAUUAUAAGGCCAGUGAUGUUGUCUCAAGGCUUGUCGACGCUAUAAAGGGCGAUGGUGUCAGUCUCCGCACUGCACACUGUGUCGUCAGUGAUGGUCUGCAGCCAACACUGGACGUUCUCAGGGAGACGAAAGGCGAUUCAGCCGCCAAGGUUGCCCAUGCGCCUCUCCUGCCACCAGACCACCCGACACUCGACAACACGGAAAUUAAAUUUGUUUUCCCAUCACUGGACACCACCGAGAGAAAUGAGCACAUACGUCAGUGUUUCCAGGUUUGGUUGAAAGAGGGUCUGGAGUCUGGUGUGGUUGUUCCCAGCCCACAUGUCCAGAUUGAAGAUGGAGGCCUGGAAGGUCUAAAUCUGGCACUGGACAAAUUGAGGAAUGGCGUAAGUGGAUCUAAGAUUGUCUUGUCAAUCUGA
Messenger RNA from Penicillium salamii, 1035 nucleotides. The record is from the annotation of a GenBank genome assembly. Lineage: Eukaryota; Fungi; Ascomycota; Eurotiomycetes; Eurotiales; Aspergillaceae.